GGCUACAGACGGAAAAGGAGCUGAACCCGCAGCAUACAGCCCACCUAGAGCAGCGCUUGAGCGCGGUGCAGGAGGAGCACCUGCAGGAACUGAAGGCCAUACAGCUCGAGUUAUUGAUGUCGCGCCAGCGGCUCAGCAAGGUACAGGAGGCCGAAGAAAAGGCCAAGGAAGACGUACAGAGACUGAGCUCCGCACUCGAGAUGGCAACAGCAACCAAGACAGAUGCAGCAAUUGCAGUAGAACAACUGAGGACAACAAAACAGAAAAUGAAUCUUAGACUUCAGGAGCUAAAGGAGCAGCUGUCUAAGGAGGCAAGUCAACGGCAGUCCUUGGAGAAAUCCCAAGUAACCAUGCUGCGUCAUGUGCAGGAUAUGGAAAGGACUGUGGAGGCAGAACGGAAACAGGUGCAGCUGUUGCAGCAGGACUGCCAUGGUCUGCACCAGGAGGUCCAGCUGGCCCGAGAGAAGCUACAGAAGGAGAAAGAGAGAACUAUACAACUGGAGCAGGAGUGUACACAGUUGAAAGCUGAGUUGGAAUCCAAAAAUUGCAUCAUUUCCCAACUGACUGAAGAAGCAAAAAAUGCACAGGUCUCUUUCAGCAGAGAGAACAAGGAGAAUAUGCAGUUGCAUUCUGAAAUAACUGUCCUGCGAGAGACAGCUGAAAAAGUACAGACCCUGAAUGAUCAGUUAAACCAACAGUGUUCAGAGCUGAGUGCUACACUCCGAAGUGUUUCCAUGGAGAAUGUUAAACUUGUUUCAGACCAUCAAGCUAUGCUUAAGUUGGAAAUGGGUGCUAUGAGAUCCACUUUGCAGACAUUAGAGGAAGAAAACAUGAGGUUAAUGGGCCGUUUAGCUGCACUGGAACACCAGCAGCAUGCCCAGCAGCACGUAGAACAGAUUCUAGCAGAACUGACUGAUAGUAAGAAUAAACUUGCCUACGACAAAGGAAAGCUUCAGACCAAAGUCCAGGAGCUGGAAAAAGAAUUGCAAUCUCUUGCAGAUGCACACUUAGAGAAUAGCCAGCUUCGCAAGCUGAAUACAGCAUUGGAGACCAAAUAUACUCAGGUGAACACAGAACUUAAUUCUGUCAGGAUUAACAUGCAAAGGAUUGAAGCUCAGCUGAAGCAGAAUUUGCUCUAUUCUUUCUGGUUUGUAAAGGCACAGACUGUUUUUGAACAUAAGGAAGAUGACUUCGCUCUGGCAGUCAAAUCCCGAGAUGAAGCCUUACGAGAGUGUCAGAAGAUCAAGGGACAGAUGGAAGCCAUGGAAGAGAGAGAGAGACAUAAGGUGGCAAAUUUACAGCACCAAUUAAACGAAGCAAAGGAGGCUAAUGACAAAGUGACAACCAUACUGGAGAACGUGUUGGUUUCUCAUAGCAAGAUGCAGGCAGCUCUGGAGAAGGUACAGACCGAGCUGGGAUGCAAGGAUUCUGAGAUCACCAGCCUCAGGAAAGAUAGAACCCAAAGCCAACAGAAAAUACAGAGAUUAGAAGCAGAAUUGGAGCAGUGCCAGGCCAAACUGGUUUUCAUAGAAACCCAGCACAAUAACCAGGUGGGGCCACUUCGUAAAGCACUAGAAGUUGCAAGAGUUGACAACAAGAAACUUGCCCUUAGUUUGGAACAAACUUUGCAAACCAACAGUACCCUGCAGAGCAAGCUGACCCAGACCCAGGGUGAAUUGGACGGCAAAGAAAUUGAGCAUCAAAAGCUGAUCAUUUGCAGGCAGCAGCUGAUUGAGGAAGCCAAGACUGGGGAAAAGUUGUAUUCUGAACGCUUGGAGUCUUUGAGGAAGCAAUUUCAGACCGAGCGAGAAGCUACCAAGAAGGCAGCCCACAGAGAAUCAAUUGAGCUGAAGAAAGCUCUUGUUGAAGCUUCCUCCAAAUCUGCUGAAGUGUCUCGGAUGAACAAGGAGCUGCGGCAGAAGGUAACGGAGUUGGAAAAAUCCCUGGACAAUUACAGGGAGAAGCUGAAGAGCCAGAAAGCUCAAAUCAGACACCUUUUGGCCUCCAAGGCCAACAACGCCCAGAACACAGAAAGGAUAAAGGAGAUUGAAUCUGAACUGAGGCAAAUGGAGGUGAUCAAACAGCAGUAUCAAAAGAAAAAUUAUGAACAGUCACAGAGCAUCCAGAAAUUUAUGACAGAGUUAACAGGUUUGCAGAGUGAGAUGCAGAUGUUAGCCAACAACCAGUAUGAAGUAGAAACACAAAACAGACAGCUGGAGACCCAACUGGAAUUAGAGCGGAAACUGCGACAGCAGCUAGAGGACCAAUGUCAGAGCCUGGAAGAAACAGUCAAACACCUGAAGAAAUGCAAAGAGGAAACUGAGAAGAAACUGAAAGAAGCCAGUGUAGAGUCAGAACAGAUCACAGCUAACCUGGAGGAAGCUCAUCGCUGGUUCAAAUUUAAGUUUGACAGACUGCAGCUAGAGCCAGUAAAAAACCAUCAGCUGAAGAUCCCUAAUGAAAAUAGUUAUGGAAAGGAGGCAGAGAAGGAAGAAGCAAUGAAACUUCCUAGCCAAGCCUCCCUGAAUCGCUGGGAGACCAAACAGCAGCUCAAACUAAUUGCCAGGAAGUAUCAGCCUGAGCUGGACAGAAAGUGAUGUCAUCUGACCCAUCUGAUCCAGCCUAAUCUACCACCUGUGAACAGCAUAGUUUCUGGCCAGAACAUCACAUUCUGGCAGCAGAUGUACUCAGGGUAAUCCUAAGCCUAAAGCACCUUAACAUACAAGUAACUGCAUAUUUAUGGAGAAGACUUUUUGAAUGAACAUAAACAGAGGCCUUGUCACCUCUGCAUUUGAAGGGGGCCCUGCAAUUAAAAUAGAUAUUGACUUGCUAGUUAGUGCACCAGUGCACAGACAGGUUUUUGUAUACUUAAUAGUGUUAUAUUUAAAUCAUAUAUUUUACUUCUGAUUAACGUGUAAGUCUCGGCUAUCCAGUACUACUGAGACAUCUCAUUGUUUGAGACCCAAAUUACCAUUUUCCCUUUUUUUAAAAUGAUGGAACUAAGAUUAGCAAAAGCUAUUUAUAGCAAAGAUAUUCCUCUCUCUAAAGCAGCUGUAUAGGAAGCUUUAUCUCCCAGCCUUCAUUUGAGUUUUGGCAGCUUAGAAUUAGGCCUGGGUUUGUGAUGCAAGCAGGUGUUAGCAAUACUUUAAUUGAGAACCCAGAAUGCUCUAAAGAGGAUUUAGCCUCUUUGGAAUGGUCUGUAACAUUCAUGGGUUAGCAAUAGUAAAACUUCCUGAGCCAAGGCAGGAGUGUGUCCAUUGUUGGGUGUUUAUGAUUCGUGGGAUCAGUUCUCAGCUGAUAAAAAUGACUCUUUACUGCUGCCAACAGCAGCUCUGAGUCUAGGCAGUGAGGAAACAGAGUUGUCAUCCCAUUAUAGAACCCUACCUGUCUGCAAGGUGCAUGGGAGGGGAGCAUGUUAUGUAAUCAGGACCAGUGUGAUUAACGUAACUGAUUCAGCCCGUCCCACUUUGGACAAAAAAAGUCUUAAUUUUUAUAUCUCAAAGGAAAGAAGGUUUAAAUCCUAACUUACCACCUAUUCUGAAUUCUGUCUUCUGCUUUGGAUGGCUCCUUUGUUUCACUGCUCAGCUGAUAAUCACUGACAACCAUCCUACUCCUCUGGCUGGACUUUACAGCAUAACCCAGCGUAACAAGAUGCAUGCUGUGACAGCCCUAACUUCUUACAAACUAUCACAGUGCUGCCAGCAUCUGACCAUGUGGUGUUCUUUUGCUUCUGCAGAGCCUGCAUUGAGAGACUUUGCCUUCCUGAAGGAUCAGGUCAGGGGCCAAGCAUAGUUGGUGCCUAGUUAAUGCUACCCCAGCCUGCUUAUAAACCUGCACUUGUACCACAUGGACUUUAAAUGACAAUAGCUUGCUCCACUUAAGUUAAAGAAUGAUGCUUGUUAACUUCAAGUGGACUGCCUCAAAAAACCCUAAAAUCUCGUUAAUACCACUUUGACUCUUCCCCUCCCUAGAUGCCAUUAAGGUGAAGAGAUGCCAUACAAUUCACAUCUCCUCCCUGUAUUUAAUUGGAUAAAUUGGGAUCAAUCUUGCUUAUCCACCUUGUAGCAAUGCAUCAGUAGCAAAGCUGCAACUAACUCCUGCUUCUCAUAGCACCAGACUAUAAAGCAGUCUUAGCCUGAAACCAACCAAGGAAUAUUGCUUGCUGCCUUAUCUUUUUCUAUAAGUUAGAUGUAUUUCAUUAGAAAAUUCAUUUUUAAUUAUAAAUCACUGUGACCUUUCUCUGUAAAGGGUAGAAAACGCUCUUCUCUCAGAAGCCCAGCAAAAGGCACAAGUAGAAAUGGUUCACUGGGUGGGGAGAAACUGUGCCAGAUUCUGGCAUCCAGUUUCUUUCAGCAGUUGUUGCUGAUCCAUUUGUUUAGUACAUUUUCCAUGUCAAGCUUCGUGCUGUUCCUUUUCAGCUACAGGUCUCUGGAGUGCUGUGUGUACAGUUGCUGUGUGUAGAUAUAAGUGUAAUCCAACCCUGUAGUUUCAAUAGCCAUUAAAUUUUCUUUAAUUUUCUAUAAAAAGUUGCAACUUGGGUCAUUCUGUUCUAUGCUUCAGGCCUCCUAUUACUGCUUAUAACU
Molecule: messenger RNA, 4583 nt
Organism: Alligator sinensis (Chinese alligator)
Lineage: Eukaryota; Metazoa; Chordata; Crocodylia; Alligatoridae
Gene: CCDC150
Product: coiled-coil domain containing 150
Exons: 23
Coding region: 117-2597 (826 amino acids)
Source: RefSeq, a predicted model, not a curated record